Molecule: messenger RNA, 354 nt
Organism: Psylliodes chrysocephalus
Lineage: Eukaryota; Metazoa; Arthropoda; Insecta; Coleoptera; Chrysomelidae
Source: the annotation of a GenBank genome assembly
AUGGUAACGUGUACCAGUCCCGAAGCUCAGUUACAGCCUCUAAUGGAUGUUACCGUUACUAUAAUCAGUAAAGGGGGCUGCGAAGGGUCUCAACAAUCACAGUUCAAACAAAAACUAGAAAGUGAUAUUGAUUCGGAUUCAAGCAUAUUCCAAAGCUGUUUUGUGCCUCUUCAAUUAGUUUCUAGAGACAAAAAUGAAAAAGAUUUAGGGAAUAAUCCAACGCCCUCUUCGCCGCGAUUUUGUCGACCAAUAAGGUUCCGUUUUAUCAAGGAAACUAAUGAUGUAACUGAAGAGGAAAUAGCACACGUCAAAAUCGCUAUUACCUCUUUAGUCCCAACAGAGGCCGACCUCUAG